AUGAAGCCUUGCGGUGUUUGCCUUGGUUUAGACCGGCUUUCGGUGGAAGAUGGUCGCUGGCAACGUGGCAUCAAGGCGGACCGCACAGUGGAGUACUCUCUGGACUUUGAGUCCUCACAGCUGAGUACCUCGGUCGAAUCGGGAUGCAGGACGUGUUCCAUCGUUUCGAGUGGUCUUGAGCUGAUUAGUCGCAAUUUGUCGCUUUUUGAUGUUUCGCGAGCGUAUCGGGGUCGACUCAUCUUACAGCCAGAGUUUCCCCUGGAGGUCGAGAUUUUCGACGAUGAGCAUGAAGAAGAGAAGGACUCUCCAUCAAGUGCGCGGGUGAGGAUCCAGUUCUAUACGCUACCAGGAAAUGAUGGUGAGAGCGAAGGCAAGGGCGAGGGCGGAUCCUUCUCCGCCGCUAGGGACAUCCCACCCGAGCUCUCGGUGGAGAGGUCCUCCUCCAUAGUUUCCGGCUGGAUUACAAAUUGUCGUCUCAACCAUCGAGCCUGCGCUGCUUCAAAAUCCGAUGCAAACGAGCUUCCACGACGAUUGCUGGACGUCAAGCAACGGGAAGGCGCAGCCGUGGUCUUGGUCGAGGCUCGGGACAAUACCGACUGUCAUGUUGAGCAAUAUGCAACCUUAAGUCACUGCUGGGGCAAAGCUCAUGUUAUACAAACGACCAAGGAGAAUCUGGCCCUCAGGAUGCAAGGCAUCGAAUGGGACCAUCUGCCAAAGACCUUUCAGGAUGCCAUCGCGAUUGUUCAAGCCAUAGGUGUCCGCUUUCUUUGGAUCGACUCUCUCUGCAUCGUUCAAGAUAAUAUGCUUGACUGGAAGCAAGAAUCAGUUCGUAUGGCCGUCAUCUACUCGAAUAGUUAUAUCAAUAUUGCGGCUACCGGAUCCUCUGAUAGUCGUGGGGGCUGCCUCUAUCCAAGAAGUCUGAAGCACGUCAUUCCCGUUUGCGCUGUCAAGUCGUUUGCUAUCAACACCCAGCAACAUUCUCAAUCCACCUUCAGAGACAUCCCCAAAACGCCAACGAUAUAUGUACGACCUUCUCUCGAGCGUGUUCACAAACGUUACAGUACCCUCAGGAGUCACGAAUCCGACCUCCCAGACUCGCAAACCGUGCCAUUACUCUCCCGAGCCUGGGCCUUCCAAGAACGACAGCUCGCCCCGCGAACCCUCCACUUCCACCCAUCAGAAAUGGUCAUGGAAUGUAAUUCCUCCCUCUGCUGCGAAUGCUCCGGCCUCGAUAAAGUUGUCCCUCAGACCAGAUGCCGUUCUCUGCACCUGCAGUCUUCCGAUCGAUCGGAUAUUUUGACCACCUGGCUCCACGUGGUGGAAGAGUACUCCAAGCUGCGCGUUACUCGGGAAUCCGACAGGUUGCCAGCACUCACAGGCGUCGCUACCAUUUUUCAAAGAAAGCUGGGAUGUGGAUAUCUCGCCGGGAUCUGGCAGGACGACAUUGCUCGAGGUAUUUUAUGGGAUGUAACUAGGUAUGAGUCCGUGCGAUCUAAGAGAAGUAUUCGUCGACAUGAUCCUGCGCCUACGUGGUCUUGGGCCUCACUGAUACUGGGUGUCGAAGGAUCCGGCAUCAUGUUUCCUGCUGGGCACGAUGAUACUUUCCAGGUCGAUGAUCGGUUUCGCUUUCUCGAUACCGAUAUUCCGUUUGCUACCACAGACUUCAGUCUCGUCACGCCAACAUUGGAAUCUAUCUCCCUCAGCGGGGUGUUUGUAGCUGCCACAGCACACCCUUACAGUUUGGAUGAUCUCACGUGGAAAGAUGUAGUCCUAGUCUUCGAACAAGAUAUUGAAGAUAUUGUUUUGAUCACUGUCACAGAGAUAAACAUCGAUUUCACUUGGAAGUCCCCAAAUGCCUGCCCUUUGGAAACUGGCACUACAGUUCACUGCUUACUAGUAGGAAAUAAGAUCAACACAGAUUUGGAAUCUGGUCAGAAAACUCGGUACCAGUGUACUCUCGUGUUGAAGCCUUCUUCUUUGGAUACGCAAUUGUCAGAACGCGUUGGUCUGAUGUCUGUUCCGGAGGAUCUAGGAAUUUUCCAGGCAGUAGCAGAGUCUUCAUUCAAGUUGAUUUAG
Hyaloscypha bicolor E is the source of this 2076-nucleotide messenger RNA. Its product is annotated as HET-domain-containing protein. Lineage: Eukaryota; Fungi; Ascomycota; Leotiomycetes; Helotiales; Hyaloscyphaceae. The record is from RefSeq and is a predicted model, not a curated record. Bases 1 to 2076 code for a protein of 691 amino acids. The transcript has 2 exons.